This is a messenger RNA of Aspergillus heteromorphus CBS 117.55, 656 nucleotides long. Its product is annotated as phosphatase YCH1. The record is from RefSeq and is a predicted model, not a curated record. The coding region runs from base 178 to 621 and encodes 147 amino acids. The transcript is spliced from 2 exons. NCBI's taxonomy places the organism in Eukaryota, Fungi, Ascomycota, Eurotiomycetes, Eurotiales, Aspergillaceae. Gene Ontology annotation, cellular component: nucleus; cytoplasm. Gene Ontology annotation, molecular function: protein tyrosine phosphatase activity.
ACGACCACGACCUAAAGCCUCAGUACUGGGCUGUAUUCUUCCCACGGAUAUCUCUAUCUCAUCUUUAUAUCCUACAGAUCGAACAUACACGCCACCCUUCAUCUGGCCUCAUAUUGUAUAACCAACCCAACCCAACCCAACCCAACCCUACCCCCACGAGCCAGCACCGCUAUCAAAAUGUCCAACAUAACCGUCGCAACCCUCCCCCGCAUCAGCCGCGACGCCCUCUCAGCCCUCCUACUCACCACCCUCUCCUCUUCCACCACCACCACAACACCCAGCACCCUCGCCAUCAUCGACGUCCGCGACUCAGACCACGUCGGCGGCCACAUCACAACCUCAACCUGGAUCCCGAGCUCGUCACUCGACUACCGCCUCCCGGAACUCAUCCGCACGCUGCAAGACAAAGAGAAAGUGGUGUUCCACUGCGCGCUGAGCCAGCAGCGCGGGCCGUCCGCGGCGCUGCGGUACGCGCGCGAGCGCGAGCGAGUGCUCGGCGUCGACGCCGAGAAACAGGAGGUGUAUGUGCUUGAGGGCGGGUUCGUGCAGUGGCAGGAGAAGUAUGGGAAGGAUGGGAGGUUGACGCGGGAUUAUGCGGAGGAUAUUUGGAGGGAGUAUUGAUUGGGUUUGGUUGGUUGAGGAGGAUGGGGGAUGAU